This is a messenger RNA of Fusarium falciforme, 1200 nucleotides long. Its product is annotated as Zn(2)-C6 fungal-type domain-containing protein. The record is from RefSeq and is a predicted model, not a curated record. Gene Ontology annotation, molecular function: DNA-binding transcription factor activity, RNA polymerase II-specific; zinc ion binding. The transcript is spliced from 3 exons. Lineage: Eukaryota; Fungi; Ascomycota; Sordariomycetes; Hypocreales; Nectriaceae. Gene Ontology annotation, biological process: regulation of transcription by RNA polymerase II. Bases 28 to 1200 code for a protein of 390 amino acids.
CUCGAUCCCAAUUAUAAAAUAGGAGAUAUGGAUCACUCGACAACAGUUGGGCCCAUCAACUCAAACUCGCCGGCUUCUGAGCCAUCUGUCCUUCAUGCCUCCCAGAGACAGAGGGCUCCACGACGUGCCCAUAGGAAAACCAGAGCAGGCUGCCAGACUUGCAAAAGGAGAAAAGUCAAGUGCGAUGAGCAACGCCCAUCAUGCGCCAACUGCAUCAGGCGAGGCCACGAAUGCGAGUUCUUCUCUGAACGGCUGACCCCAAACCACCCAGCAUCAAUAGCUCCUCUGUCAUUCAAUAUGCUUGAUCUCCGGCUCAUGCACAACUUUACCAACUCGACAUAUGCCACUUUUUCCCGCCACCAGACCAUCCGUUCUUUCUGGAAAGGGCCACUCGUCUCCAUGGCACUGCAAUGUGACUAUUUGAUGUGUGCUCUCCUGGCGACCUCGGCGCUGCAUCUCGCCCACAACACACCGGAAGAGAAGGAUUUCUAUAUUUCAACAGCCCUGAGAUAUCAUCGUGCUGCAUCGCGCGAGGCCAUAGUUCUCCUGGCCGAUAUCAAGAAGGAAUCCGCAGAAGAGUUGUUCAUGUUCUCUGUCCUCACCAUUGUUGUCGCAUUAGGUAGCCAUCGAGAGAUUGCCGAGGGCAGCCCUUUUUUUGUAAAUGGCAGCUUUCCCGAAUGGCCUUUUCUCAUUCAAGGCACCAGGUCUCUCCUUGAUUUGCCAGAUAUAAACCUUCGCGAGGGCAGGCUCAGUCCUUUUCUUGCAGAGAGGAUACAGACUUGCCAAUGCAAGGAGACAGGCUCCGACGAUGCAUCUUCAUCCAUGAAAAAGGCGCUAGGUGACCUCGAAGAUCUAAUUGCAUGGAAUACAGACAUCGAGGACACGAUGAAAAUCUACAGAAAAGCAAUAGCCUAUCUGCGAGACAUGUCCAACAUGCUUGAUACUUCUGAUGUGGAGACUUCGGACGUGUUUGGUUGGAUCUACGCGGUUGCGGAUGAUUUCUUGCCCUUGCUUAGAGCGUCGAAGCAAGAGGCCGUAGCAAUCUUUGCGUAUUUCUGUGUCUUUUUAAAAAGGCUGGAGACGUACUGGUGGAUGAGAAACUGGGGCGAGCAACUCCUCCGGAAAGCAGAGAGUGUUCUGGACAGUGAGCACAAGUUGUGGAUAGCUUGGCCGAUGGAGGAGCUAGGGAUGCACAGGUGA